AUGGCCUCCCGACCACCCAACGUUCUCCGCUAUCUCCGUCUCCAAACAACUCGACACGCUAGGUCGCAUGCGUCGCGACGAACCAUUUCCACUCCAUCCCCUCCACAGCCACCGAAACCGUCACAGCCGAUCCCCAAUGACUCUCACUCUCGCCUGCGUCGGCUCAACGACCGCAUCCCUCGCUUUCUCCGCACAUACACUACACCCUUAUUAGGGGCGCCGGUCACCCAUAUCACUUCAUUCCUAAUACUUCAUGAAAUAACCGCUAUUGUUCCAAUAUUUGGCCUGGUUGGUGCAUUUCACUAUGGUGUUUGGAUGCCGGAUCUUGCAUCGCAAACAGGCGAGACCAAUGCCUUCGACGAAGGAGCUGCGCGUUUCGGCCGCUGGCUGAAAAAGAAAGGUUGGGUGAAUGAGUCCGACGUGAAUACUGUUGCCGAUCAUGAAACCACUGCGGAGAAGACUGUGGACCGAGCAGGUGUUCGAUUGGUGCUGGAAUUUGCUACAGCCUAUGCGGUCACAAAAGCUUUGUUGCCAGUCCGGUUGGCAGUGAGUGUUUGGGCGACACCGUGGUUUGCAAGGUCGGUAUUCACACCGAUAGCAAAGCUAGCCGGACGUCUCUUCGGCAGAGGAUAA
Molecule: messenger RNA, 633 nt
Organism: Penicillium roqueforti
Lineage: Eukaryota; Fungi; Ascomycota; Eurotiomycetes; Eurotiales; Aspergillaceae
Exons: 1
Coding region: 1-633 (210 amino acids)
Cellular component (GO): mitochondrion
Source: RefSeq, a predicted model, not a curated record